Trifolium pratense (red clover) is the source of this 3948-nucleotide messenger RNA. RefSeq names its product disease resistance protein RPM1-like. Gene Ontology annotation, molecular function: ADP binding. Gene Ontology annotation, biological process: defense response to other organism. The transcript is spliced from 2 exons. Lineage: Eukaryota; Viridiplantae; Streptophyta; Magnoliopsida; Fabales; Fabaceae. The record is from RefSeq and is a predicted model, not a curated record. The coding region runs from base 195 to 3029 and encodes 944 amino acids.
AAUAAAAAAAUUAUAGUUAUCAAAUUACAGAUCAAUAAUCACAUUCCUUUACUUUGACUUUUGAAACUUAACCUUCCUUAGCGCCAUUCAAAGUUCAUGUACCCCAAGGAAAAAACACAAUACUAGGUCGGAUGAUAAACACAUGAUCCCAACAGCAUAGUUGAGAGGUAAUGUGAUUAUCAGAUGAGAGUGAAAUGGCAGAAACUGCAGUAUUGUUUGCCCUGGGGGAAGUGUUCCAAAUCUUAAAAGAAGAAACAAAUUUGCUGAGUGGUGUACACAAAGAUUUCUCAGACAUCAAAGAUGAACUUGAAAGCAUUCAAGUCUUCCUCAGAGAUGCAGACAGAAGGGCUGCGGAUGAAGCGGACGCCAAUGAUGGAAUAAGAACUUGGGUGAAGCAUAUGAGAGAAGCAUCAUUUCGCAUUGAAGAUGUCAUUGAUGAAUACCUUCGGCUUACGCAUAGGGCCAAUCCUACUGGAUGUGGAUCUUUAGUCUGCAAGAUUGCAAGCCUGAUCAACACUUUGAUUCCUCGUCAUCACAUAGCAUCUGAGAUUCAGGACAUUAAAUUGACAAUUCGUGGAAUCAAGGAAAGAAGUGAGAGGUAUAACUUUCAAAUUUUACAUGAACCAGGUUCAUCAAGCAGAAACAACACUAGAGAGACAGAAAAUGGAAGAUGGUGUGAUCCUCGACUGUCUUCCCUUUUCAUUGAAGAAACAGAAAUUGUAGGAUUUGAAGGCCCAAGAGAAGAACUAUUUGGUUGGUUAUUGGAGGGUGCAGCUGAGCGCACAGUGAUUUCAGUGGUUGGAAUGGGGGGUCUAGGAAAAACCACUCUUGCCAAGCUAGUUUAUGAUAGCCAAAAGUUAACAUCACAGUUUGAUUGCCGUGCUUGCAUCACAGUUUCACAAUCAUACACUGUGAGGGCGUUAUUGAUAAACAUGAUGGAGCAAUUUUGUAGGGACACUAAAGACCCUUUACUUCUGAUGUUACACAAAAUGGAUGACAAGUCACUAAUUACAGAAGUGAGGCAAUACUUGCAACAUAAGAGGUAUUUGAUAUUCUUUGACGAUGUAUGGCAAGAAGAUUUUUCCGACCAGGUUGAAUUUGCUAUGCCUAAUAACAACAAUGGUAGUAGGAUCAUAAUCACCACUAGAAUGAUGCAAGUUUCAGAUUUUUUCAAGAAAUCGUUUCUAGUUCAUGUCCACAACUUGCAACUUUUGUCUACAGAGAAAGCAUGGGAACUCUUCUGCAAGAAAGUAUUUAGAUUUGAGCUUGAUGGGUAUUGUCCACCAGAGCUUGAGGCUAUUUCAAAAGAUAUUGUUCGAAAAUGCAAGCAACUACCAUUGGCAAUUGUAGCCAUUGGUGGCCUACUCUCAACAAAAUCUAAGACCAUGAUUGAAUGGAAAAAUGUGAGCGAAAAUCUGAGCCUAGAAUUGGGACGUAAUGCCCAUUUAACUAGUCUAACAAAGAUUUUGUCGCUUAGUUAUGAUGGUCUGCCUUACUACUUAAAACCAUGCAUUUUGUAUUUUGGUAUAUAUCCAGAAAACUAUUCUAUUAAUCACAAGAGAUUAACUCGACAAUGGAUAGCUGAAGGUUUUGUUAAAUCUGAUGAGGGAAGAACUCCGGAGCUAGUUGCAAACAAGUACUUGUCUGAAUUGAUUCACAGAAGUCUGGUUCAGGUACUGAAUGUUGGUUUUGAAGGGAAAGUACAAACAUGUCAAGUGCAUGAUUUGUUGCGGGAAGUGAUCAUUAGAAAAAUGAAGGAAUUAAGUUUCUGUCAUUUUGUGCAUGAAGAUUGUAACACAGCCGCAUUUGGAAUAACUAGACGCCUAUCUGUAGAUACUAAUUCCAACAAUACAUUGAAGAGCACAAACAACUCACAUUUUCGUGCUAUUCAUUUUUAUGAAAAAGGAGGAUUGUUGGAGCCUUUCAUUGGUAAAUUAUGUUCCCAGUCAAAGAUUUUGAAGGUACUUGACAUUCAAGGGACAUCUUUGAAUCAUAUACCUAAUAAUUUUCACUUAAGAUACAUAAACCUAAGGGGUACAAAAGUACAGGCUCUUCCUAAAUCUGUUGGUGAGCUAAAGCACUUAGAGACAUUGGAUUUAAGAGACACGCUUGUGCGUCAUUUACCAAGUGAAAUAAACAAGCUCACAAAGCUACGGCACCUUCUUGUUUUCCAUCGUAACUAUGAAGCAAAGUAUUCUCUUUUAGGCUUUACAACUGGUGUACGCAUGGAAAAAGGUAUUAAAAACAUGACUUCCCUACAAAAUCUUUAUUAUGUGGAUGCAGAUCAUGGUGGCAUAGAUCUCAUUCAAGAGUUGAAAAUGUUAAGGCAGUUAAGGAGGCUUGGUGUAAGGCGUGUACGAAGAGAACAUGGGAAUGCCUUAAGUGCUGCAAUAGUAGAGAUGAAACACCUUGAAAAUCUCAAUAUCACUACAAUAGUUGAGGAUGAAAUCAUUGACUUGAACUUUACAUCAUCCCCACCCCAACUUCAGCGGCUACAUUUGAAAGCGAGACUACAGAAGUUGCCUAACUGGAUUCCAGAACUUGAGUAUCUUGUUGAGAUAAAGCUGGCUUUAUCUAAGUUGAAAGAUGAUCCGCUACAGACACUAAAAACCUUGCCAAAUCUGCAGAAGUUCGGUCUGUGGGACAAUGCCUAUGAUGGUGAAUUUCUGCAUUUUCAAAACGGAGGGUUUCUAAAAUUGAAGAGGCUGGACCUCAGUCGCUUGACUACUGUAAAUUUUGUCCUUAUGGAAAAAGGGACUUUGCCCUCUCUUGAAUAUCUUACAAUGGACAGAAUCCCACAACUGAAGGAGGUACCCUCUGGCAUCAAGCACUUAGAUAACCUCAAAGUUAUUAACUUCACUGAAAUGCCAGCUGAAUUUGUAGAGAGUAUUGUUCCAGACAACGGAAAAGACUACUGGAUUAUCAAGCAUGUUCCUCUUGUAUCCAUUCAUCACUCGAAUGGCCCAAAAUUCUUUGAUUAUGAGAUUCGCACUAUUCACUCGUCUUCCUCAGAGUCAUAUGCAAAUUGAGAAUGCUUUGGUGUCUACUGUCUAGCAAGCUUCAAAAUAUGAAGAAAUUUGAUUCUCCAUGAUACAGCUUAAAGAUGACGUAUUUUGUUCUAUGGUACUUAAGUUCAAAGCAAACUAUUUCCUUCUCAUCUUGCAAUAAUCAAGAAAUCUGCGGAUCCAUUCCCUAAGUGAGUUUGGCUUCUUUUCUUUUAUUGUGUCGUUUGUGGUGUUUUAUAAUUUGGUUGUGGAAGCUUUGAUUCAAAACUUUGUAAUCAGGACUAUAUUCAGAGGUCAUUUGGAGUUUGGACAUUUCUUUUGUAGUCAUUUGUGGUGUUUAAUUUAAGAUUGGUAGGAGCCUAUUCUUCAACCCUUGUAAUAAUAAUAAUAAUCAAAACCACUUCAUUUGAAUGAAUAUUUUUAUUUUGCUAACCAAGAUUGAUGCUACCAUCCUUAUCUAGCUGUAAAUUUAGAUGCCUAGUUGAUUUGAAGUUAAUCAGGAGGACAUGUGUGUGUGUGUCAGCCACCGGUUUCAUCUAUACAUCAUUUCGUCAAUAUUUUUGAAAGCUGAAAAAGGCCUUAUAUAGUCUAAACUCGCCCCUGGGCCUAGUUUCAGCUCUUUGUGACUUCCUCGCCGACUGUUUAUUUAUAACUUCAAAGCCAUAAACUUCACUCUUCAUCUACCCAUCCAGUUUCAUCACUGCAUAGUUUCUAAUAUAUGUAGAUGACUUUCUGCUCAUGUUGAAUACUCGAUAUUUCUGAUGUUAAAUAAUAGUUAUAUUAUAUUAUUGUAGGGGUAGUUUAGUCUUUUAUAAUCCCUAGUUUAUAUACUCUAUUGUAACUCUUGUUCCUUAUGUUUUUUGGUUUAUUGUAAUGGAAAACCCUAGCCUCCUUUUCUCUUUGAAUAAUCUCAAUAGUUAACAUGGUAUCAGAGCCGGGUUAA